Molecule: messenger RNA, 708 nt
Organism: Cadophora gregata
Lineage: Eukaryota; Fungi; Ascomycota; Leotiomycetes; Helotiales; Ploettnerulaceae
Exons: 5
Coding region: 1-708 (235 amino acids)
Biological process (GO): hydrogen peroxide catabolic process; cell redox homeostasis; cellular response to oxidative stress
Cellular component (GO): cytosol; peroxisome; mitochondrion
Molecular function (GO): thioredoxin peroxidase activity
Source: RefSeq, a predicted model, not a curated record
AUGGACGAGAUCGUGACCUAUUGCAAAAAAUCUGGACGUCAAUGGCAGGCGAGUGCGCUAGACCUGUUUAGGCUUCUGCGGAACUUCAAGAAGCUUAACCUUCGAGUACUUCGCCAACCUCCUCCGUCAAGCUACCAACAGCAAUUGAAUCAUUUCACCAUGGCAUCAACAAAAGCUCUCCGCCGCGUGGCUCUCAAUGUGUCGCGCUCAUCAAGAAGCUUCCACGCUUCGGCUCGCUCCUUCAUCCAAGUUGGCGACAAGCUUCCCAAUCUCGAUGUUUUGGUUGAGAACUCCCCAGGAAACAAAGUCAACUUGAGUGAGGCAAUCAAGGGCAAGGCUUUGAUCAUUGGCGUUCCAGCUGCAUUCAGUCCCGCAUGCUCAAACUCCCAUGUUCCAGGCUACAUCAAUCACAAGAACCUGAAGAGCGCUGGUGACGUGUUCGUAGUUGCUGUCAAUGAUCCAUUUGUCACGAAGGCUUGGGCCGACUCUCUUGAUCCUACUGGUAGCUCAGGUAUUCGUUUCCUAGGCGACCCAACUGCCAAGUUCACCCAGGCAUUGGACUUGGCCUUCGAUGGUGCUGCCAUCUUCGGCGGUCCCCGAAGCAAGCGUUAUGCUCUCGAGGUUGAGGACGGAAAGGUCAAGGCAUUGCACAUCGAGCCAGAUAACACCGGACUGAACGUUUCUGCUGCUGAGAAGGUUCUGGGUUGA